Messenger RNA from Anoplopoma fimbria (sablefish), 7229 nucleotides. RefSeq names its product pleckstrin homology domain-containing family A member 5-like. The transcript has 30 exons. The coding region runs from base 48 to 4523 and encodes 1491 amino acids. Lineage: Eukaryota; Metazoa; Chordata; Actinopteri; Perciformes; Anoplopomatidae. Gene Ontology annotation, molecular function: phosphatidylinositol-3,5-bisphosphate binding; phosphatidylinositol-3-phosphate binding; phosphatidylinositol-5-phosphate binding. Gene Ontology annotation, cellular component: cytosol. The record is from RefSeq and is a predicted model, not a curated record.
GUGUGUAGAGACCCAGAGCAGCAGAGCAGCAGAGCUCUCAGAUAGACAUGGCGGCGGACCCGAAGCCGGACUGGCUCUCGUGCCUCCCCUCUUCGUGGAGUUACGGGGUGACUCGGGAUGGACGCAUAUUCUUCAUCAACGAAGAAGCAAAGAGCACGACCUGGUUGCAUCCUGUGACCGGAGAGGCUGUGAUCACCGGGCACAGGAAAACUCCAGAUUUACCAACAGGAUGGGAGGAAGGUUACACAUUCGAGGGAGCUCGCUGCUUCAUCAAUCACAAUGAGAGAAAGGUGACCUGUAAGCACCCGGUGUCAGGUGUCCCCUCCCAAGACAACUGCAUCUUUGUCGUAAAUGAACACAUGAAUUGUGGAAAGCUUGUCCACCCUGACAAGCCCAUAGAGGCUCUCAGCAGGCCGGCUCCUCAGGCUUCGUCAGAGCAGGGCAGCAGCAGUGACAAGAAGGAGCGUCCCAUGAGCACCAUGAGCGAGGCAUCAAACUACACAGGGGGCUCCGACUACAGCACCUUCCCUGGCAGCCCGGCCACCACCGUCACUACUGCCACCACCACCUCCACCUCAUCCACAAGGCCAUCUAGGUCUUUCAAAAAAGUUCACAACUUUGGAAAGAGGUCAAACUCCAUCAAGAGGAAUCCCAAUGCCCCGGUGGUCAAAAGCAACUGGCUUUACAAACAGGAUAGCACAGGCAUGAAACUCUGGAAGAAGAGGUGGUUCGUUCUGUCCGACAUGUGCCUCUUCUACUACCGCGAUGAGAAAGAGGAUAACAUCCUGGGAAGCAUCCUGCUGCCAAGCUUUCACAUCUCCAUGUUGUCGGUGGAUGACCACAUCAGCAGGAAAUACGCCUUCAAGGCCACUCAUCCCAACAUGCGGACGUAUUAUUUCUGCACUGACACGGCAAAAGAGAUGGAGUCCUGGAUGAAAGUCAUGACGGAUGCUGCCCUGGUCCACAGUGAGCCAGUCAGAAGACUGGACAAGUUGAAAGUGGAUCAGCGAACACCUCAGGAGUUGAACAACUUACUGAACCACAGAGUCCUAACCCGGCCUGAGAUCCAGAACAAUGAACGCAACCGUGACCCUGUGCGACAACACUCCUUAUCUCGAGCUGACGACAAGCGGCAAAAAGACCCGGAGAAACACAACGACCAAAGGGAGCGUGAGUACUACACCUUACAGAGAGAUGGGGAGAGGUACUCCCUGAAGAAAGACGGCGUGAGCUACAUGCUUCAGACGGACGGAGAGAGGUGUCUCCUCCACAAGGACGGAGAGAAGUACAUGCUGCGAAAAGACGGGGAGAAUUCCUUGCUGCAAAAGGAUGGAGAGGUGUACGCAAUUCACAAAGAUCUGGAGAAGUAUGCUGUUCAGAACGUGGACGGAAAGGGCAAUGCAACGCUGUCAGAGGAGAAAUAUGCUCCGACUAAAGAUGGAGAGAAGUACCUGCUGAAGAAGGAUGGAGAAAAAUAUGCACUGCAAAAAAUAGGAGACAGGCACACUCUACAGAAAGAGGGACAGAAAUACGUUCCCCAGAAGGAGGUGAAGAGACAGCUGUCAUUGAAGGAGACGGAGAGGUACGGCAUAGUGAGGGAGACAGAUAAUAAGUAUGGUACCAUUCAAGUUGUGGACAAAUACGGCACUCUGAAGGCAGUGAAGAAAUACAGUACGCUCCGAGAAGGGGAUAGGUACGCCACUCUCAGAGAUGCAGGGAAGUAUGCUACGGUUCGUGGGGAGAAGUAUGGCUUCCAGAGAGACCUGAGUGCAGAGAGGCCUCUGACUAAAAUCAGCAGCAUCAAACUGCAGCCGGCUCAGGCCGCCGCUAUCGCCGCCGCAGUGUCUGCAUCUCGCCAGGGCCAGGCCAACCUCAAUGUCCAAAUUCCUGCGCAGGUCAAUGGCUCGGGGUCCACGGCAGGGGAGCUGACUGGGGACUGCAGCCAGGCAGAGGUGGACAGCAGCCUGGCUUUGGGACCAGUAAAGUCCCCUGCUGCAGGCCCCUCUCUGGAGCCAGAGAGGGGCCUGUCCAGGACCAACUCCAUGCAGCAGCUGGAACACUGGGUCCGCACACACAGGACAAGAGGACCAGAUGAUGACGCCAGGAGUGUGACGUCCUACCAGACCUUACCCAGGAACAUGCCCAGCCACCGUGCUCAGAUCUUGCCCCGUUACCCGGAGGGCUAUCGCACACUGCCCCGCAACAGCAUGAUGAGGCCCGACAGCAUCUGCAGUGUGGCGGGCUCUGUGUAUGACCGGGCCCUCCGUCCCGCCUCCACCUCCACCGUCACCACAGCAGAGAAGAGGAGGUCAAUGAGGGACGACACCAUGUGGCAGCUGUACGAGUGGCAGCAGAGGCAGGCCUUUUCCAGGCAAAGUCUGGCACAGCCAACAGCUGUGGGUCAUUAUGGCACUCUGCCCAGCACAAAGACCAUGGGUAACAUCUCUGAACACUCCGUGGCACACUCCAUCCCCACCUCGCCAUCUCACGGCUCCCUGGCUCUCUACAGCACCUUCUCCCCUCCUCACCAGCAGGUCGCUCACAACCCCAGCAGCUCCCACUCAGAGGUGUCCUCACCCGUCUUCAGGGGGGACAUGACGCAGGACCACUGGCACAGGACGCACCUCACCAAGUCUCACCCCCCUCCCCCACAGUACGGCUACCAACCUGACCGACGAUCCAUCGCAGUCGGGGUCCCUCCACAGUCCAUCACCCCACAGUCCCUGCAAGGCAAGACGCCCGAGGAGCUGACUCUGCUCCUGAUCAAGCUCCGCCGGCAGCAGGCGGAGCUCAACAGCCUACGGGAACACACAGUAGCACAGCUAAUGGCCCUGGGUUUGGAGGGGCCCAACGCUAAGACUGAUGUACUUUCUCAUCACCUCCAAAGGAACCUUAUUUACCUGGACAGCCAGACCAGUCCAGACGACUUCAAGGACGCCGCCUUCAUCCAGCGCACAGAGGAGCCUGAUAUAGACACCAAGCUGAGCAGACUUUGUGAGCAGGACAAAGCAGUGAGGAUGCAGGAGGAGAAACUGCAGCAGCUACACAGAGAGAAGCACACUCUUGAGACGGCCCUGCUGUCUGCCAGUCAGGAGCUGAGUGAACAGAGCGGCUCCAAUGCUGCAGCCACACAGAGCCUGGUCCAGCAGAGAGACGUGCUGCAGAACGGCCUGCUCAGCACCUGCAGAGAGCUGUCCAGAGUCACCAGUGAGUUGGAGCGUUCCUGGAGGGAGUACGACAGGAUGGGGGCAGAUGUCACUCUGGCCAAGUCCAACCUGCUGGAGCAGCUGGAGGCCCUGGGCAGCCCACAGACAGAACCUCCUAGCCAGCGGCACAUCCAGAUCCAGAAGGAACUGUGGAGGAUCCAGGACGUGAUGGAGGCUCUGGCCAAAAAUAAGCCACAGCGGAGCACAGACAGCACAGGUUUACCUGGUUCCAAACCGCUCUCCAGUCUACAGAAGAAUGAGCAAGCUCCGGACUACCGGUUGUAUAAGAGCGAGCCUGAGCUGACCACCGUGAAGGAGGAAGUAGACGAGGCCAACAAUGAGGACAAGGACAAGACAGAGAGCUCUGCUGAGAGUAAGGACACUGCAGCUUCAAAAGUCCCCCCCUACCCAGUGGGCAUCAUUCCUCCCAGGACCAAAUCUCCCAUGAGACUCCCUGAGUCCUCCACCAUUGCCUCCUAUGUUACCCUGAGGAAGACCAAGAAGCCUGAAUCUAGAUCUGACCGACCCAGGAGCGCUGUGGAUCAGACAGGGUUUGGGGAGAGAGAGGUGGGAAGAACGAGGAUGAGUGUGGAGGAGCAGUUGGAGAGGAUGAGGAGAAACCAGCAGGCCUCAUCGCUCCGAGAGAAGAAGAGGGAAACCCCAUCCCGCUCGCCCUCCUUCAGCAAAGACAACCCUUUUAUUAUCCAGCAGUGCCGGGUCCAGGCAGAGGGGGCCUGUGCAGACCCUGUGGAGCUGGAGGCAGCUCUGCAGCAGCUGAAGGAGGCUCACAUGGAGCAGAGCAGGAUGGCUGCUGAGUCUCCAGGGACUCACACAGAACGUACACCUCAGGAGGUGCAGAGAGUGGAGGAGGUGAAAAGUGAGAGUGAGGAAGUGCAGUGGGACAGGGCCGUGACCCUGCAGAGUGUGAAUGAUCCGCAGGCUGAGGACCACAGCAGGGACAAUGAGCUGUGUGAAAGCCAGAGGGUGGUGAUUCUGGACCUGGGCACAGAGCCUCUGCAUGUGGAGAUUGUUAAUCUUCAGCCUUUUGAGGAUGAAGAAAGCAGGGAGCAAGAUCUGACCAGCUCACCGACAAACACCACCACUGAAAACAGCUUCCAGACCCCUGAACCAGAGACGCCAAGCCCAGAGCCAAGGGACGAGGAAGCAGACGUGAUGCAACAAACCACCAGAGAGGAGAAGCUGGAGAAGAGAUUGGAUUGUUCCAACCAGCUGACAGCAGACGACAAGAAACCCAACAACAACAACAACAACAUGAUGGCUUCACAGACAUUCACCCUGGUGAGCAGUGACACGUGAGCGACGCCGGCCUCAACAUCCACACAGGCGUCCCGUAAAGCCCAAAUGUAGCCUGCCUCCACAGAGCAUGCUCCACGGCUUCCUGUCUUUACAACAGGACUACUUUGAUACUACUGUUACAUGCCCACAAGGAGACUGAGACUGAGAGGAUACAGCCCUGCUAACUGAGUCCACACAGAUGGGCCGCCAUCACUUCCAGACAGAAAGAAAGGCAAAUUAACUGUAUCUUUAGCACCUGUUAGAUCUUUCCAUACUGAUAUGUCCCUGAAAAAUACACCAACACUAUGGAGUCAGAUCUGUCUCAAAACAUGUCUGCAUAAAAAUAAGAUUGUGAAAUGGUGAAGUCAUAAAUAUUUACAAAUUACUUCUGUUUUCACUUAAAUAUACCUGAGCAACACAAGAAAUGUUUGUAAGGGUUUUGAUACUUUUUCCAGAAUCCAAAUGAGUCCCCAGCUAUGCAUCAAGAGGCAGCCAUACCAGGUCCUUUAUUGAAAAGGAAGUGGUAGACCAAGGUUGAUUUGACAAACUCAAGUGUCAACUUAUUUGUUUAAACUUCUUGACCUGUAAGAUAAUCAGCCCCACAGUCACGAAAAUGGGUAGUAGUUUGAGGAGAGGUCUGUUUCAGCCACCUUUAUGUAUGUUUUGUUUCUUGUCAGAAAAGCUAAACUGAGGGUCACUAACCUUUCUGAUACUAAGAGCAACUGUGAAAUGGAGGGCCACUUUUUGAAAAUUAAUCUGCAUCACAUUUGUCCCAGCGUUUUCUCGGCUGAGAGCUUUUGUUGUGUCUGGUUGAAGCAAAGAUGUCAGCACAAGGUAGAGCACUUGCUCUGGAGGACGGGAAGGCUGAAGAGAGAAGACAGACCCAAUGUGUUCAUGAGAUUUUGUGGAAGAGGAAACUUCUAGUAUAGUAUAGAUAUCUAACUUAUUUGGCAGCCCUCAGAGCCCAACACACAAUCACUACAGUUAUGUGAAAAAUAACUGAAGAAGACAAGAGCAAAAAUAUGCUUCAGGUCACAGCUACAGGCGAUGCUUUAGUAUAGCAGCUGUUACUCAGACUAUUUACAUAUAUUUUCCAACAGAGGUCUGAACACCAGUGUAAACACACCUUUAAAGCCCCUACAACCCAAGUCCAAACUGAAAUUCCGAUGCAAAAAGGGAUAUGUCUGUGCACAUGAAUUUCUUCCUGGAACAAUUCACACCAAGGCCUCACCACAUUGCUGCAUUUCAGUUGUGACCGAUUAAUUGUAUAAAUGGAGAUAACACUUUUAAUAAGUCUCUCCUUCCAGUCAUUCAUGGUCAGUUGUGUACAUGAAGUGACCAAAGAGCUUUUGUGAAUAAUGAUAGAAGUGAACUUUGAAAUAUAAAGACUACCAACCCAAGCCCAGUGUCAGAAAGAACUGUCAGAACAUUUACCACUGCAACCUAUUUGAUGAUUUAUCUGUGAAGUUGUAAAAUGCUGACCACAAUAUAAACUAAUUAGCAUGUUGUUAAAAUGUUUAUUUUAUUUAUUUAUUUAUUUUUCCAUUUAUCCAGUCAGGCUGAAUAAUAGGUAACAAAGAGCUUGAACAAUCAGUCGUAUUUUUUGGUUGUCAGUCCCCUGGCUAAUAUUACCGCGACCCUAGUUAGGUGUUAGUUUUUUGUUUUUCUUUCUUUCCAUUUUUGGGUUGUUGUUGAUUGGCCACACUUUCAUUGCUAUAAAUAUACAAAAUCAAACCAUUUCACAAUCUUGACAUUAUGAAGAUUUUUUUUGUAGGUAAUAUAGCUCCAUUGAUGUGUUGCCAACCGUACACACACACGCACACACACACACAUACACACAUACACAUCCAUACACAGAAGAUUUGAUACCUUACUAAGUAUUAUAGUCAUCUUAACAUAAUCAUUCUUAGACCAUUCUACUGAUCUGGAGAAGGGGGUAUUUGCUGUUACUGAGCUGUUGGAGGUGAGUGAACAGCUUCAUAUAGGAGCACUUGAGAAGUGCAGAUGGGCUAAGCACCAAAUCUCAACACACAUGCAGUGCUUUACUUUAACCCCAAAGUGACCACAGAGGCUCUUGGAUUUUAACCUGCUCUGAUUUUGAUUAUUUCUGUUCAUUUGAGACUGACGGCUCCCUUAUGACUAUAUUUUCAUUUUGCACCUAUAACAUAAUAUGUUGUCCUUUAUUGGAUAUACAAAUAUAAAAAGUACAUAUAUGAACAUAAAGCUGAUUUUUACUUUUGACAACAAGGUGCCACUUCAUGCUGCUGAUUCUUUUGGACAGAACUAAGUUUUUUGCAGAAGUUGUGAUUAUUUAUGUUGAGAAGACAGUCUGAAUAUCCUUAGGUCUGUUGAUGACACACACAGUAUGUAAAUGUUUUGGAUUUCCAGUCUGCUUUUUCAGUUGUGUCUCAUUGUUUUUCUCAUUAGUUUACAUUACUUAGAAGAUAUACAGAGGCUGAGGACAUGACACAGAUUCAAUAUUUUGCGUAUGAAUCUGUCCUAGGUGGUGAAGAAUUGGAGAAUAGCACAUGUACGAAGCAAUAAGUCGGACUAUGGAGCUCCAGGACAUAAAAUAAAUUUAAAAUAGAUGUAUAAAAUGUAAAAAAAAGACAUAAUACAAGAUAGCUUAAUUUAUGUACACACUGAAAAGACGAAGAGCGAGUAUUAUAACUAUAAGAGGUAUUAAUAUUAUUAGGGUCAAUAUGCAAAAAGUUCAUAGCCCAUCUG